This is a messenger RNA of Phytophthora sojae, 657 nucleotides long. RefSeq lists its product as hypothetical. Lineage: Eukaryota; Oomycota; Peronosporomycetes; Peronosporales; Peronosporaceae. The record is from RefSeq and is a predicted model, not a curated record. The coding region runs from base 1 to 657 and encodes 218 amino acids. The transcript is spliced from 5 exons.
AUGAUCAUAUCCUCGUCCGCUCUUCCGCUUUCAAAUGGACGCUUUCGACUGCCUGACCUGCAAGAUGCGGUAGUGCCACCACCGUUAGCUGAGGCCCCCUCGAGCUCAAGCCGCGCGGGUGCCUGUUGGUCAACAGUGUGGGACGAUGGCCGCGUUCCGAGUCAAGAUCUCCUAAGUCUCGGUUCCGAAAGCGCAAGCGCAGCAAUUUUCGCCGUUCGCGGCGAUCAAGGUCGCGUUCUGAGCCACUUUCGCGAGAUGAUACCAAGUAAAAUUGAUAAAGGACAAGAUGAAACGAUUGAGGCCGAAAACGAAGAGCUGAAGGCAGCCGAAAUUCGCAAUCAGUUGGAUCGUGAAAGCUUGAUGGAGCAGAACCAAGCUCAGGAGUUCAAGUUAUGCAGCGAAAAGGAUCAGCUAGAGGAAGACGUGCGUCGCGGUCAAGAGGAGUACCAACGCAUGAAUAUGGAGCUCAAGUGGUUUCGUGAUCGGCACCGUUCGACGGCAAUUGAGACCGAAGGCAGCUACAAAUACUACAGGCGGAGCUAUAAUGACCAAGACUAUCCUCCGCUUCAGAUCUAUGAGCUCAACGACAAGUUCAGGGCAUUGCAGCGGCAGAAUACUGAAAUGGCAUUGCAAUCGAAGUCGCGCGCCAUGUCCUGA